AAGGGAAAAAAGGGAAGCAAAUGGGACUAUAUGAUUGCCUGGUAAUCCUAAAAAAAAGAACAUCACUUUUGUUAAGCGCUUUUUAAGCUGAAGAAAUCUUCAACAUUAUUUGUGUCGACAAACAAGACAAGUGAGGCAUGGACUUCAGAAUCACAUCACUGAUUCUUCUUCUGCAUGUUUCAGAAUCUCUAACAUUGAAGCCCAUCUUUGUGAGCUGUGAAAGCAUUUGCGCUCUGAGGGAAACCCAAGCGCGAUUGAAGUGCAAUUACGACAACAUACACACCAAAACAGCGUUCUGGUUCAGUGAGAAACAAAGCAAAAACUGGAGAAAAAACAAUGAACCCGAAGAUUUGACUUUAGAUUCAGACUACUCUGGACGAGUGGAACAGACCAUCAGUAAAUACGAAGCGAUGCUCAUAAUAUCAGACGUGACAGAGACAGACGCUGGAGAAUAUCAGCUCAUGUUCGUGGAUGAUGGAGUUAAACAUCUCAGCUCAGCAGCCGUCAAUCUAACAGUCACAGACCUGCAGGUGAGGAUCGGUCCUGCAUCUACAGACCCUAGAAAUGAGACGGUAGAGCUGACCUGUGAGGCUUCCUGUGAUUUGAUGUUCAGCAAUAAGAAUUACUACUGGAACAAAAACAAUAUUCCUCUUCCAGAAGCUAAUUCCAGGAGCAUUGUAGUUUCACCUGAAGCUCCUGGUAGUUACUCUUGCUCUCGUACUCCUGGUCUUAGCUCAUCUCCUGUGUGUGUUUCUCAGAGCAGCUGCUGGGAUGUGACUUACACCUCUAGAAGAGUCUGUGCUGUGGUGGGAUCAACUGUAGAGAUUUCCAGCACAUACUCACAUCCCCCUGGUCAUACUGUAAGAAAAACAUUCUGGCAUUACGGUCCAUCUGGUGACUCUAAGGAUCUGCAUAAGGAGCCUCAAUUUUCUGGUCGUGUGGAGUAUGUGGAGAACAAACUGAGAAUCAAAGAUCUCAAGAUCAGUGACUCUGGAGAAUAUAGAUUCAUGCUCUUCACUGAUCUAAAUGGCAGAUACAUUGGAUCACCUGGAGUCACUCUUACUGUCACAGAUACACAGGUGACAAGAAUCCCAAAUUUUGUAUUCAAGAGACAGGAAGUGACGCUGAUCUGUUCAACUAAAUGCACUCUGACUGACAAACAUACUUGCAUCUGGUACAAGAACGGACGACAGGUAACAGAUGGGUUCACUAAAGACAACAAGCUGUAUCUGGACUCAGUCAGCAGUGAAGAGCUUCAACAGUAUUCCUGUGCUUUAGAAGUCAAUGUAAAGAGCACUGCGUUCAGUCAUUAUACAGUCACUCUGCUUGUGUUUUUACCUCAGUUUCUCAUCAUAGCAGCUCUUUGGAUCUGGUUUUUCAUCCAAAUGAAUCGCAUUUCAAAAUCAAACUGAAAACAAAAAAUAAGAUGUUCAAGAUGUCUUCGUCUACAUCUGCUGUCUGUACAUCAGAGCUUCUGGAGUGAUGUCAUUGUGUUCUUCUAUUGUGACAUCAUCACCUAGCAACAGUCAGAACUGUCAGCGGCGACACAGAGAUACUGUGAUGUCAUAAACAGUGACAUAUUAUUUACUUUUAAUUUGCAUAAGUAAACAAAUAUAAAGGAAAAUAAUUGUCCUGUGUAAUUACAGAAUACACUGUAAUAAAGUGAUGGGAAUACUGUAUUUUAACUGUAAUUACACAAAAAUGAAUGCACAAAAAUUUAAAUAAAACAAUAAAAUCCA
This is a messenger RNA of Puntigrus tetrazona (Sumatra barb), 1739 nucleotides long. Its product is annotated as sialoadhesin-like. Lineage: Eukaryota; Metazoa; Chordata; Actinopteri; Cypriniformes; Cyprinidae. Bases 138 to 1412 code for a protein of 424 amino acids. The transcript has 8 exons. The record is from RefSeq and is a predicted model, not a curated record.